AUGCCUGAAUACAAAUACGGGCCAGUGGAAGUUACGCAUGAAUCCAACAAUUCUGUCAUAGAACAGCCUGGUCCUACGCCCUUACCAGCCGUGCGAUGGGCCGCAAGCGGAUCGAAGCGGCCGAUCGAUGUUCUUGACGUUUUCGCGGUUCUGGUGUCUUUUGCCUGCCUCGCUGUAGGCGUCGCAGCUAUUUCGCCGAACCUGAGCCUGGCCUGGCGACUGGGAUUUGCUAACCAGCUCAUUCUGGUAGGGUUCCUCUUGAGCAUAAUGAGCCUUUGCUUCAACCACAUUGCGCCGACAGCCUUUCUGCGAUUCGAGGCGCGCUUCGGCAAGUCAUGGCUCCAGAACUACGAUGCCAUCCUCCGGAACCAACUCUUUCAAUCACACAGCAGCCUAGUUUGGCGACUGCUGAUACUCUUAUCUCUAUGCUUACCGUUGGGCUUGAGUGUGGCUUACAAGCGUUUCAUCGGCGGUAAGAGCGACCACUACAUACACGAUACCGAAGGCAUGUACGGGAUGGCUGCCCCUCCUGGUAUACAACAAGUCGGAAUUACAGGUCUGUCGCUGAUGGCCAACGCUACACUCCCCUUGUUCCUUUACUGGAGGACUGCCGACUCCCCACCGCCGCUACCUCCGCUCCCGCAGCCGUUUGGCUUCAAUCUAGUCCUUCUGUCCAAGACCGCAAGUGCAGUACUGGAUGCGCCAGAACCAGACUACGUGCAAGCACUGCGAGGUAAGCUCUCCGCAGGCGAGGAGCUCAGAAUCGAAGCAGACGUACGCGGCACCGUUACCACAAUCGACAGCGAAUUUGAUGGCGCUCAGACGGAUCCCUCAUUCUGGGAGCCCUAUGAGUUAGGGUCCGCAAGUCUUUACGGACGGGGCUAUAUCAGUCUUUUUCACGACCUCUGGGGAGUCGAACUAGUUGCGUACAUGUCCACGACCUUUGCCGCUGUUGUUCGCGGUUCCGAAGACGACAGCACCGUAUUCCACGAGCAGGCCCUGAAGUUCGACACGUUUCGCAAACAAUGUAGAGGGACAUGGUCGGUCACUGCCUCGACGGUGGUGUUGCUCAACGGCAGCUGCAGCGACGAAGCCCUCCCUCAAGUCAGUCAGAGGAUCUUUACCAACACCAUCCCAGCCUUUGCUACAUGGUAUAUGCCCACCCUUGCGGACUACCUCGGCAUUUUCACCGAAAACUACACAGAUACGGAAAGGUACAUCGAUACCGAAUGGGCCAUGCCGUCGUUCACAACAAUCGUGGCAGCGAUGUACUGGUCCCGAAUGUCGUGGUUGAACUGGAACGCGGACCCAUAUUUUGCCCAUCAAAACCAAGACUACGACGAGACGCACUACAACGUGGUAGAUAGCAUCAUCUCUAUCAAACCAACACUGCGCGCCACGUGGCCGCUAUAUCUAGUCUUGGCUGUUUAUCCGCUGUUGACAAGUUUGCUUAUGCUUGCGAUUUUGCUGCUGAGAAAGGUUCCGAUCGGCAAGAACUUCGGUACGCUGGCCAUUCUGACGGGCGUGGAUGGUGAGGACUUGGGUUCGCUGAAGAGACGGACGGUAUCUGGGGAGGUCAAAGCACCUGUGAUGCUCGAAGUCGUUCGUGGGAACUACAAACCGGACAGAUAG
Cyphellophora attinorum is the source of this 1632-nucleotide messenger RNA. RefSeq lists its product as uncharacterized. Bases 1 to 1632 code for a protein of 543 amino acids. The record is from RefSeq and is a predicted model, not a curated record. The transcript has a single exon. NCBI's taxonomy places the organism in Eukaryota, Fungi, Ascomycota, Eurotiomycetes, Chaetothyriales, Cyphellophoraceae.